Gracilinanus agilis (Agile Gracile Mouse Opossum) is the source of this 2393-nucleotide messenger RNA. It is a transcript of the gene FBLN5, whose product is annotated as fibulin 5. The coding region runs from base 289 to 1662 and encodes 457 amino acids. Gene Ontology annotation, molecular function: calcium ion binding. Lineage: Eukaryota; Metazoa; Chordata; Mammalia; Didelphimorphia; Didelphidae. The transcript is spliced from 11 exons. The record is from RefSeq and is a predicted model, not a curated record.
CACAUUGUCUGUCUCAGGACUGCAGAAGCCCACUGCUCUAACGCCAGUGCCUUCAUGUAAAAAAAUACAAAACAAAACAUUUUUACAGACUGGCAGCAGCUUUCUGAGCUGAUUUCUUGAAAAAAGCACUCAUCUGAGAGACCGAGUUUGAGUUGACUAGCAAGCUUCGCAGAAAAUUAUUGCUCUUUUGUAUGUAUCAUCUGCUGGACAAGCCAUCGUGCCUGGCUGAACACGCUUACACUCUUGUGCCGGACUGUACUGUAUGUCUGUGUGUGAUUCGCAAAGGGAAUGAGACCCAGAAGUAUAAAGCCAAUGAGAAGUGGGGAUCCCAGACAAAAGUACAUGAUUCUGACUGUUUCCAUUCUGACUCUUUGUCUUACAAGUCCUGGACAUGCACAGCAGCAAUGCACGAACGGUUUUGACUUGGACCGCUCAUCUGGACAGUGCUUAGAUGUUGAUGAAUGCAGGACUAUCCCCGAUGCCUGCCGAGGAGACAUGAUGUGCGUGAACCAAAAUGGUGGCUAUUUAUGCAUUCCCCGCACCAACCCAGUAUAUCGAGGGCCCUAUUCCAAUCCGUACUCAGGCGCAUACCCACCGCCCCCAGCACCGGUUCCUGCUCCAAACUACCCCACUAUCACAAGGACUGUUAUUUGCCGUUUUGGAUACCAAAUGGAUGAAGGAAAUCAAUGUGUUGAUGUUGAUGAGUGUGCAACAGAUUCCCAUCAAUGCAACCCAACCCAGAUCUGCAUCAACACUGAAGGAGGAUACACCUGCUCUUGUACAGACGGAUAUUGGCUCCUGGAAGGCCAAUGUUUAGACAUAGAUGAGUGUCGUUAUGGCUAUUGUCAGCAGCUAUGUGCCAAUGUCCCUGGCUCCUAUUCCUGUACAUGCAAUCCAGGUUUUACACUCAAUGAGGAUGGAAGAUCUUGUCAAGAUGUGAAUGAAUGCAUGACGGAGAACCCUUGUGUACAGAGUUGCAUCAACACUUUUGGCUCUUUCAUCUGCCGCUGUGACCCUGGCUAUGAACUUGAAGACGAUGGUGUCCACUGCAGUGAUAUGGAUGAGUGCAGCUUUUCUGAGUUCCUGUGCCAACACGAGUGUGUUAACCAGCCUGGCACAUAUUAUUGCUCCUGUCCUCCUGGCUACAUCUUGCUGGAUGAUAAUAGAAGCUGCCAAGAUAUCAAUGAGUGUGAGCACCAGAACCAUACCUGCACUCUACAGCAAACUUGUUAUAAUUUGCAAGGGGGCUUCAAAUGUAUAGAUCCCCUUCGCUGCGAGGAACCUUAUCUCCAGAUCAGUGACAAUCGCUGCAUGUGUCCAGCUGAAAAUCCUGGCUGCAGAGACCAGCCCUUCACGAUCCUGUACCGAGACAUGGACGUGGUAUCAGGACGCUCUGUUCCCGCUGACAUCUUCCAAAUGCAAGCAACCACCCGGUAUCCUGGUGCCUAUUACAUCUUUCAGAUCAAAUCUGGGAAUGAGGGCAGAGAAUUCUAUAUGAGGCAAACCGGACCCAUCAGUGCCACCCUGGUGAUGACUCGCCCUAUCAAAGGGCCCCGGGACAUCCAGCUGGACUUGGAAAUGAUCACUGUAAACACCGUCAUCAACUUCAGGGGCAGCUCUGUCAUCCGGCUGAGGAUAUAUGUGUCACAGCAUCCAUUCUGAGGCCCAAGCUGGAGUUUUUAGCACUCCUACAUGCCAGAAACAAAAGAGAAAAAAGAAAAAAAGAGAAAAAGGAACUUUAUCCCUUUCCUGCUGAAUGUUUCUCUCAGGAGUCAGUACUCACUGUUCUGACUCCAAAAUCAGUAUUAUCCUGUUGACCUGCUGGUCUAUGACACUCUGAGGGAAGCUCUGCCCCCAUCCCCAGAAGUUUUUAUGAUACAAACAUGUGGAAGUAUAUUAUCAUGUGGCUCCAUUUGAUGCCAAUGGUGAUUUUUAAAAAUUUGGUUAUUUCUGUCUUUUCUAUUUGAAUAGGUUUGGCCAGGGUAUGAUUAUAAUGCAAAGGACUGUGAACACCUUUCCUCUGCUCAGCCCUUCCCUUUUCUUCCCUCCCUUUCUUGUCUGGAGCUACAGUGCUGCUUUGCAAUGGCCCCAAAGAACUGGUGGAGAAUGCUGGGUGUAGUUAGUUUGCUAUUGCAUGUACUGAGAAGGCUAUAAAAAUCAGUUUGUGGCAGGAUGUAAGCAUUUUUAUAGUUUGUUUCAAAACAUGUCUGGAAUUGUCAACCAUAAAAGAAGUUUCACUUGUUCCUAACUUUGUCUUAUGGAUAAAUCCUUUCUUGACUGUCUUGGGCCAUUAAAAAAAAAGAAUUUGGAAUGGGGGAUGUGAAGGUGGAAUACAAAUCUUUCAACAUGUCCUUAAAAAUUGAUUUCAUAUUAAAAUUUUCAAAACUCAUUUU